CACACACACACACACACACACACACACACAGAGAGAGAUGCGAGCGAGUGGUGCUGCGUUGAUGGUGAUGAGAGCGGCGGCGGCCAGCCUCAGCGGUGAUGUGGCUGCUGCUACACAACAGAAGACGCUGUUGCCUGCUGUAAAGCAGCUUGUUCUCAAGCACGGCAUCGACCCUUCCGCGAUCACGCCGUCUGGGCCCCGCGGACACAUCCUCAAAGGGGAUGUGUUGGCAUACUUGGAUGGAACACAGGCACAACAGACAGUCAGCAAAGCUGCGCCUCAAAAGAAAGCAAAGAGUAAGACCAAGGGCCCUCAGCUGACCCUCUCCUUCCAAGCUGACACAACGGGCUCACUCACGUCCAAGCGCAAGCCUCGCCGCUUCCCCAGCACAGUCUCUCACCCCGCCGAGCAAGCUGCCACGGAGUCCCCUGUGUUGGACGAAGCCAUCCUUAGCUAUGUUUCCCGGCGGAUUCCCCGCCGUACAGCACAGUAGCGCGUGCUUCACACCUUCUUGACUUUGAUAUUGCACUGUGCUGUAUCCAGUGUUGUUCCGCGUUUGUUGUUGCUCUGCUUUGUUGCGUCCAUGGCAUGUUCGUGGGGUUUGUUCAAAGUGAGCGCGCGCCUUGUCUGUGCCCUUUGUUGUGGAUGAUUGGUCUCCGUUGUUUUGCUUGGCUGCUGCUUUUCGAUGGGGUCCCAAUGGCAUAUAUUGGCCUGGCUGCGAG
Messenger RNA from Salpingoeca rosetta, 722 nucleotides. RefSeq lists its product as uncharacterized. Gene Ontology annotation, molecular function: acyltransferase activity. Bases 38 to 493 code for a protein of 151 amino acids. Lineage: Eukaryota; Choanoflagellata; Craspedida; Salpingoecidae. The record is from RefSeq and is a predicted model, not a curated record. The transcript is spliced from 3 exons.